This is a messenger RNA of Plectropomus leopardus (leopard coralgrouper), 956 nucleotides long. The record is from RefSeq and is a predicted model, not a curated record. NCBI's taxonomy places the organism in Eukaryota, Metazoa, Chordata, Actinopteri, Perciformes, Serranidae.
GACCGUCUGGAGCAUCUGAGACAGCAGUGUGGUCCUCACGUCACCGCUGUCGCCAAAGACUCUGUGGAGGGAAUCUGCUCCAAAAUCUACCAGCUGUCUGCAGAGUACAGCCGCCGCCUGAGACACACACACCUGAGUCUGCUGCAGGACCCCCCCACAGAGGCGUGUGCAUCCCCGCAGCAGUCUCGGUUGGUGUACUGUUACCCGGUGCGUUUGGUGCUGCCCUCGCCGCCGCUUCCUCGGGUGGAGCUGCACUUUGAGAACGACGUGGCAUGUUUGCGCUUCAGAGGAGAGAUGGUCAAGGUCAACAGAGGUCACUUCAGCAAACUGGAGCUGUUGUACAGGUACAGCUGUAUAGACGACCCUCGCUUUGAGAGGUUCCUGUCCAGAGUCUGGUGCCUCCUCAAGAGAUACCAGGUGAUGUUUGGCAGCGGCGCAAACGAGGGGACGGGUCUGCAGGGGGCGCUGCCGGUGUCCGUGUUCGAGGCGUUGAUUCGACACUUUGGAGUUUCCUUCGAGUGUUUCGCUUCACCGCUCAACUGCUAUUUCAAACAGUUCUGCUCCGCCUUCCCCGACAUCGACGGCUUCUUCGGAUCCAGAGGGCCCUUCCUGUCUUUCUGUCCCGUCAGCGGCUCGUUCGAAGCCAACCCUCCGUUCUGUGAAGAGCUGAUGGACGCCAUGGUGACGCACUUCGAGGAGCUGUUGGACAAGUCCUCUGAGCCGCUGUCCUUCAUCGUCUUCGUCCCUGAGUGGCGUGACCCCGUGACCCCGGCUCUGACACGUAUGGAGGCGAGUCGGUUCCUCCGCCACCAGCUGAGUGUCUCCGCCUACGAGCACGAGUACCGCUCAGGGAGCCAGCACAUCUGCAAGAGGUAGUAAUACUGCAGCUAUACUGCAUCAAUACUUAAUAAUACAGUACCAAUACUCCACAGCACUGCAAUAAUACUCCACUAGGG